GACUCCGAGGAGCGGGAGAUCGAGACGAGCUUGGGUUUUGACGAAGACCUUGCAGCCAAGCAGGAGCUGUUGCACAACACGACGUUGACCUCCGACCAGUUAGGGUACCUCAAGUCGGUCGGGUUGGUUGACGGGUGGUGGCCGUCCGACAUCAUUCAGCAGGUUCUCGAGUACGUGCACGUGUUUUCCGGUCUGCCAUGGUGGAGCACGAUUGCCGUGACCACUGUUGCGUUCAGAGUCUUGUUGUUCCCUCUCUUCAUGAAGUCGUCCGACACGAUGGCGCGGUCGCAGAGCAUCAUGCCUGAGACCAAGCGGUUGAGAAAGGAGAUGACGAACGCGAUGACCACGGGCGACCGUGCGCUACAGCAAAGAAAGCAGAUGGAGUUGAGCAUGUUGAACAAGAAACACGGUGUCAAGUACUCGAGGAUGUUUUUGUCCCCCGCCACGCAGAUGGUCUACUCGGUCGGUUCUUUCUUCGGUAUCAGGGAGAUGGGCAGUCUCCCUGUGGAAGGGUUGAGCACCCAGGGUACCCUAUGGUUCGAGAACUUAGCUGCGCCAGAUCCGUACAUCGGCUUGCAGUUGAUUUCGGCGGCCUUGUACUCCGUGGCGUUCAAGUACGGUGGCGACACGGGCAAUGCGCAGUUCGGCGGCGCCAUGAAGAAGGUGUUCAUGGUGUUGCCGUUUGCGUCCAUUGCGUUCACGUGGAACAUGAGUGCCGCAGUGAUGGUGUACUUCGGGGCGAACGGCUUGUGCUCGAUCAUCCAGUCGCAGCUGCUCAGAAAUGCGGCCUUCAGAAGAACGGUGGGCAUGUUCCCGCUUCCUACGCAGGCGCAGCUGGCCCAGAACCCGCAGAAGGGCAUGUUCGACAACUUCAACGACACGUGGAAGGAGAUGCAGCAGAACAACAAGGUCCGUGCCGAGAGAGAGGAGGAGGCCAUGAAGGGCGUCGAGCUGGCCCGCAAGCAGGCCACGUCCAACAGGGUCAUCGUCAAGAGCAAGCACCGC
Molecule: messenger RNA, 1005 nt
Organism: Pichia membranifaciens NRRL Y-2026
Lineage: Eukaryota; Fungi; Ascomycota; Pichiomycetes; Pichiales; Pichiaceae
Exons: 1
Biological process (GO): protein insertion into mitochondrial inner membrane from matrix; mitochondrial respiratory chain complex IV assembly
Cellular component (GO): mitochondrial inner membrane
Molecular function (GO): membrane insertase activity
Source: RefSeq, a predicted model, not a curated record